Molecule: messenger RNA, 480 nt
Organism: Asparagus officinalis (garden asparagus)
Lineage: Eukaryota; Viridiplantae; Streptophyta; Magnoliopsida; Asparagales; Asparagaceae
Product: zinc finger protein AZF3-like
Exons: 2
Coding region: 1-480 (159 amino acids)
Source: RefSeq, a predicted model, not a curated record
AUGAGGUCCCAUUCUCAGAAUUCAAAUCCUCAGAGAGUUAAGGAAGAAGAUUAUGCAAGAUUAUUGAACAAGAAGCAGAGGAUGGCAUUGUCGGAGUACCCCAAGGAGCAAGUAGAUGGUGCCCUUGCUCUCAUGGUGCUCUCCAGGGAUGAGGGGAAUUUGGGAAAUGGGAUUUCUGGGUUUUCUGAUAAGAGUUUCUCAAAUCAGCGAGAAUCAGUUUUUGAAGAUAAUGGUGAUGGUUCUUUGAAGAAGAAGAAGAAGAAGAAGAAGAAGAUUGGAUCCAAUGGCUUUGAAGCAGGAGUAUUAGGCUAUCAAUGUUCAAUUUGUGGUGCAGGGUUUAGGUCCGGUCAGGCUUUGGGAGGACAUAAGAGGGCUCAUUGGGCAAAGGCUACGCAAAGAAUUGAGUUUGAAGGUGAGGUAAUGGCGAGGUCUCAUUUAGCAAUGGCUACUUCUCUUACUGUUGAUGAUGAUGCUGAGUAA